Carassius carassius (crucian carp) is the source of this 1374-nucleotide messenger RNA. RefSeq names its product single-stranded DNA cytosine deaminase-like. Gene Ontology annotation, biological process: cytidine to uridine editing. Gene Ontology annotation, cellular component: nucleus; cytoplasm. The transcript is spliced from 4 exons. The record is from RefSeq and is a predicted model, not a curated record. Gene Ontology annotation, molecular function: RNA binding; cytidine deaminase activity; zinc ion binding. Bases 587 to 1192 code for a protein of 201 amino acids. NCBI's taxonomy places the organism in Eukaryota, Metazoa, Chordata, Actinopteri, Cypriniformes, Cyprinidae.
UAAGAAUUGAUAAUACUUAUUAGAGCUUUAUUAAUUGAGGAAUAAAUUGAUUCUUUGAUGUCAUUCAGUUGAUGCACUUUAAUGACGUGCAGGUGCAUUGACCUGUUUAUAGAUUUUCUCCAGUUUCAGAAGUUGUAAAUUGAAACUGACAGUUAUUGGUCUGUGAGUGAUUGUGGGAAUAAUUAGGUGCACGUGGCUCUGGGUCUAUUAUUAAAUGCACAAGAACUUAACUCAAGUCUUAACUCAACCGACCACUGACGACUGAAGGGCGUCCUAGCGGUGCAGAACAAUAUGAUCAUUACAGAAUGCUAUAGACACACAGGCGAGUUUCUGAAUUAUUCAAAAGUUGAGAUUUGUUUUUAGAUUAAAUUAAAGUACAGUUUGAAUUAAAAUUUGGUUUAAUUUAUUUAAAAUUGGCACAUUUAAUUUGAGAGAAACUAAAAACUAAUUUAUAUGUUAGCACAACAUUUAAAUGUAAAAGUUGUUUUCAUUCUUUUUAAACAGUAUUUUGGUCCCUUUUUACAUUAGAAAUGAAUAACAAAUGUAUAAAAUGAAUAACAGUGUCAUAUUUUGAAACAGUGUGCUCAUGACCCAGAAGAAAUUUAUCUUCCAUUAUAAAAAUGUGCGCUGGGCCCGAGGGAGACACGAGACGUACCUUUGUUUUGUUGUAAAGAGACGCACCGGCCCUGAUUCCCUCUCUUUUGACUUUGGACACCUGCGCAAUCGAACCGGCUGCCAUGUAGAGCUACUCUUUCUACGUCACUUGGGUGCGUUAUGUCCUGGGCUGUGGGGAUCCAAUGUGGACGGUGUGAGAAUGUGUUACGCAGUGACCUGGUUCUGCUCCUGGUCGCCCUGCUCUAAAUGUGCUGAACAACUUGCCCACUUCCUGUCGCAGACACCCAAUCUCCGUCUGAGAAUCUUUGUGUCACGCCUUUACUUCUGUGAUGAAGAGGACAGCCAGGAAAGGGAAGGACUGCGACACCUGAAGAGGGCAGGAGUGCAGAUCUCUGUGAUGACUUAUAAAGACUAUUUCUACUGCUGGCAAACAUUUGUGGCACGGAGGGAGAGGAGGUUUAAAGCCUGGGAUGACCUUCACCAAAACUCUGUCCGACUCGUUCGAAAACUCAAUCGGAUCCUGCAGCCAUGCGAGACUGAGGAUCUGAGGGAUGGUUUCGCUCUCCUCGGGCUAUGAUCACAAAUAUGAGAUUUGCAAAUCAAUGAACACUGAGAUAUGAACUGAAUGGGAUUAAAAGAAAUGGUGCUGUAGACCUGAGACUUGAAUCCUGUGACUUGAAUCUGACUUGAUUCUUAUCUAGUACUGUAUUGUAUGUAGCAUUAAUGUGAUUAUGUUGGAUGUCAAAAUAAAAGCUGUUA